This is a messenger RNA of Anastrepha obliqua, 1565 nucleotides long. RefSeq names its product protein suppressor of variegation 3-7-like. The record is from RefSeq and is a predicted model, not a curated record. Bases 155 to 1219 code for a protein of 354 amino acids. Lineage: Eukaryota; Metazoa; Arthropoda; Insecta; Diptera; Tephritidae. Gene Ontology annotation, molecular function: DNA binding. The transcript has 3 exons.
CGAAAAAAAGUUAUUUAAUCUGGCAACCCUAAAGCGGCUGCAGUCAAAGACGCGUACGAAUAUUUCCUACAAUUAAUCACAAUAAUAUAAAUUUCUCAACAAAAGUUGAAAUAAUAAACAAUAACUACUUGUGCGGUAACUUAUUUUGUGCGGUAUGAGUUUUACUGACGAUUCUUCCGAUUUGGAUUGGAAAGAGUCAAAAAUGAAAACAAGCAAGUCCAUCAAACAGGAGCACCUAAUAACUCAAAAUAAACCGAAAUAUGCACAAAAGUUCUGCCACAAGUGGUUGAGUAUAUUCAAACCGUGGCUCACGCGUUGUGAUGAUGAUUCUAACAAACCAUUUUGCCGAGCAUGUCAAUGCCGUUUAGAUUGCAAUCGCUGCCACCUACAACGUCACGAGCGUACUACAAAGCACGCACGGAACUUGGAAAUACUCGUGAGCAAAGGAGAAAGUGCGGCGCGACAAAACCUAAGUAUUCGACAGGAGCGUAGCAAGUACUAUCAACAACGUAAAAAGUUCAAUUCAUCUCUGGCAUCAUCUCAUGAUGCCUCAGAACUUGGCGCCGAUACGACAGAUGACUUUAUUGAAGAGUAUGUUACUACUAAAGAGCCCGCCAGAAAUGUGGAUCCCGAAGACGAAACAGCAUUUCAAUUUGUGCAAGCUGAAUCAGCACCCGGUGAUCAAUAUACAGAAGAAACUGUUCUGAAACAAGAAACUAUAUCUGCUGAUGGUCAGGGCGAUCCACUUCCUACAAGUUCGAGUCUAAAACAAAAUAAUUUACGGGAUGAUACCAAAAAAGUUGGUGUCAAAAAAGAACGAAUGAAAUUACUUAUGCAAAUACAAAAGGAUAAGAACGAUCUCAUGGAUUCGUUUCGCGAACUGAUGGGUGCAUCGCAACAGCAAUCAACGCCAAAAGAAAAAAAUCAUGUGGAUUUAUUCUUUGAAAGCGUUAGCUCUAGUGUUAAAGCGUUAUCACCAAAAUUAAUUGCUGAAACCAAAAUGCGUGUAUCACAACUGAUAUGUGAAUUAGAACUACGAGCGCUUACAGAAAAUGAGGCAAAUGCUGGCGGUAGUACUGCUGCGGUGGUAGUAUCGUCCGAUACUGGGGCCGUAAGCAAUGCGUUUAUUAUAAACCAGCCGGUGACUGCGGUAGUACAUGGAACCACAACACAACAUCACUCAACAGAAAGUGACGCACAUUUCGGAGCUCUUAGUUGAAAAAAGAAAAUUACUUUAACAUAUGUAGAUUAUUUUUCUUUUAUAUAUGCAUGCCAGUUUAAAAAAAUCAGCAUAUUCGUUUUGUUAGGUUAUGAAUUUCAUGCAAACAUAUUAAUAGACUUUCGCUAUGAAAAAUGAUGGUGAGAAUCGAAGCGGCGGAUAUUCGUUUUCAGAAGCUCAAAGAAAAAGCUUACACUCGGAUACACAGGUUGUUAAUUUCCGGCAUGUAAAAUUCUAUUAAAAAAAAAGACUAAAUAACUAAAAUUUAAUUAUAAUGAAAUUGUAAUUAUCUAAAUUACAUUUAGAGAAUCAAGUAAAUAAAAAUGUAAAUGUAUGCGAAAUUUAA